This is a messenger RNA of Phialemonium atrogriseum, 2688 nucleotides long. RefSeq lists its product as uncharacterized. The transcript has 3 exons. The record is from RefSeq and is a predicted model, not a curated record. NCBI's taxonomy places the organism in Eukaryota, Fungi, Ascomycota, Sordariomycetes, Cephalothecales, Cephalothecaceae. The coding region runs from base 1 to 2688 and encodes 895 amino acids.
AUGGCGGCUCCGAUGGACCCAGACAAAGAAGCCAGGGUAAAGGCAGCCAUGAUGGAAGAGCUUGGCAACGGUCGUUUGGAAAGCCUACCUAUGGAUGAUCGCCGGCGGGACGAACCAAGAGGAUUUGGUCGUCAGAACCCCGCCCAUCAACGUCCCACGAUGGCCCAACAGCCACGCCAAUCCACGGUUGCUGGAAACCUGUGGCAGGGUGCGAUUCAGUCAGGUCUGUUUGAUGACGACGACGCUGCAGCUGUCAAGGGGCUGGAUGAUCUCGGUGGUGGCAGGCUCUACGCCACUCGAGCUCAGCAGGUGCAGCACCAUGCAUCGAACAUGCUGUCAGGCUUAGAGAAGAACACCGACGUAGCUCGGUACUAUCGACAAAGGGGCAAGGAGUUGCCGCCCUACGCCCCGUUGCACUUCAGGAACAACCAUAUCUCGGGCCGGGGUACCCCGCAAGGUAAUAGGCAUCAGAAUGCCAUGCCAUCGUCUGCAUUGCGACAGAUGACCAACCAGCCCAUUCCUUUGGGCAACGGGCCUCGGAAUACAUUCUCGCAGGACGUCGGGACGUCCCUUAGUGGCCCAACCCGGCAGACCUCACCGACCCACGGACCUAGCCAGACUCCAGCUCAGGGUACUUCUGGUACCUUUCAAGUACCUAACAAUGUUGUCACCCGGGCCAGGGUAAGGUACAGCUAUCCAAGUGGCACGCAGCCUCCCGUGCCAGGUACCGUCUACGUGACAUCGGCACCUCCACCCCAGAUGGGGCACUUCAUCAUCCUCGUCAGGGAUGAAAAAGUGUGCGACUGGCCUCUGAGUGCCUGGAGUAACCACGUGGUCGAAGGCAAUGCAGUCACCAUCCACUUCAAAGGCUUCCGCGGGGGGUUAUCGCAGUAUCACCUAUCGUUUACGGACCGGGAUAUUCUUGUGGACCUGGUCACCAAGGCCUGCCGGAUGCGCAAUGGUGAAGACCCGAAAGAGGUGCCUGCCCACCCCCCCGGAGAUGAAAAUGGCACCCAUCGCAAACCUCAGGAGGUGUCUGCUGAAUCAGUCACCGCUUCAGUGAAGGGACCUCAACGCCAUGCCCAGCCUUCUGCCCGGCCAGGGGGCCCAGGUGGUGCAAAGGAGCCAACCAAAGUCAUUACAGCUCCUCGCAAGAUCGAAGCUGCCUCAGUCAAACGCCCUGACAGCAUCCCACCACAGAAUAGUGCCACCAAACCCAUUGGACGACUCAUCGAAACUGGUUCAAGCCCUACCCCGGACCGCAUUCUUGAGAUACGGAAAUGGGUGGACAAGCAAGACUUGGCAGGUCCCACAAAAGCCGGUGAACUUAUCGACUUCACGUCUCCCGUCAAAGCACCCACCUCUGAGUGCAUUGGAGACCAUGUGACGAAAGAAGGCAAGCCAGAGCCUCCGUCCUCAUCUGAGCCGAACGAUGUCGACUUGUUCGCCGUUGGCCAGACCAAGCCCUCUCUUGCGUGCGCUGAGCACCAAGAGCCAUCUGUGUUUGAGUUGCUUGCGACUCUGGACGCUAGCCAAUUUACCGUCCCUGCGCUCGAGGCUUCUGGUGAAGAUGCGGGCACAACCGAACAAGAGGACGGGGUGCGUGAGAUGCAGAUGCACCUCUAUGCUGUCCUCGACCCCAUGAUCGGCCUGUUCCAUCUCGCAGGCAAGGCUGGCCAGACCAAUGAGGAGCUGGUGGAGACUGUCAGGAGCAUCAAGCUCACCAUAGUUGAGAACUACCGCUCACUUGCCAAAAAAGGGGCAUUCUUCCCGAAUGUCUCGGAACCGGCGAAAGAGAAGGUAUUUGAGGAGUUUUUGGCCAAGCCCAUCGAACCCCCUGCCUCCAAAGACGUGAGCGACUCUGCCCCAGUCAAGAAGCGCGACGAAUCUUACAACGGCGGUAAUCCCUGCUGCGACCAAGAGUGCUCCUUCGACGAGACGGUGGUGACGGAAACGACGGACGACUCCCAGCUCUCGCUCAUUAGGCGCAUUGAGUACACCGACAAGGAGUUGCUAGCACUGAAGGCACGGGCAGCGCCCGCCCCAGCUCGUUUGGCUGCCUUGGACUUCCUGCCGAAGACCACCCCCGGCAACCAAGCCGGAAAAGGAUCGGCCCCCGCAGCUCAGCGGAAGACCCAGCCAAGUUUGGAGGGCAGGGUGCCUCCAAAGGCGACCGCCCCGGAACCCAAGGCGGCUCUCCCGAUGCCAAAUGUGGCUGUUCCGGUCCCCCAGGCCGCUGCCCCCAUGCCCAAGGCCGCUCCCUUGGAGAAGGUGGAGAACAGUCUGACUGCAAAGGAAAACACCGUCCCUCCCCAAGGCAACCCGGCCGGGGAACGACCGAAAGCCUAUAAGGGCCUCACAAACUCGAGAUGGGCCGUCGAAAUGGUCUCCAUUCAGAAGAAAGAAGCAUUCACCGGGCCCGAGUUUGAGAAGUACCCACGCCACAGUGCCCUGGCUGAUCUAGCAACCCUUUCAUUCGGGGGUCCCGCUUCAACUGCAUUCGGGGGCCCCGUUGGGACUUCAUUCAGGGCUCCUACUUCAAGAGCAUUUGGAGGACCCGUUUCAACUGCAUUCGGGGGUCCCGCUGGAACCGUACUCAGGGCUCCCGUUUCGACUGCAUUUGGAGGACCUGUGUCAACUGCAUUCGGGGGUCCCGUUGGAACUGGACGAGAGUCGACUCGGAAGUAG